AUGGAUGAGCAUUUGGAGAAUAGAGGGAAACACUCAGAACCACUAAGCAAGAAGAAUGAAGAUCACUUGGUGGAUAUGAAGGAGAAAGUGGAAGAGCAAGACGAGGAGGCUACUGUAUCAAGUGAAACUCUAAUGGAGAAUGAGGUGGUGAAGGAGAAAGUGGAAGAGCAAGAAAGUGAGGAGGACAAUCAAGAGAAUCCACACUCAAGUGAAGCAGAGAAGCACAUGAAGGAAGAGCUCAUAGAACCACAAAUUCAAGAGGCUCUUGAUGAAGAUGAAACUCCAAUAAUCACACAACCACCAAGUGUUGAUAUCCAAGAAGUGAAGGCAACUAACAAGAGCACCAAUCCAACCCCUGAACCAUCAGCAAGCAAGCUCAACCAAGCCAUUUACAGAAAAGAAGCUUGCUGA
This is a messenger RNA of Arachis stenosperma, 411 nucleotides long. RefSeq lists its product as uncharacterized. Bases 1 to 411 code for a protein of 136 amino acids. Lineage: Eukaryota; Viridiplantae; Streptophyta; Magnoliopsida; Fabales; Fabaceae. The transcript is spliced from 2 exons. The record is from RefSeq and is a predicted model, not a curated record.